AUGUCGCUUGACAGUGCCCAGCUAGACCCUUGCAGUCGCGACCGUUGCCCUGGGCGCUCGAGGGCAUGUGGUGUCGUGCCCCGAAAUGCUAGGCAGCCAUACGCGGCCAGAUUUGGCACAUUUUCUUCUAGCUUGCUGAGAUAUAGUUUCUUCACCGGAAAAGGCGCUGAUAAAGCCAGCCGGGGUGCGCCCGGUGUGUGUGGUCUUUGCCACCAAGCCCGAUGCGCCUCGCCGGGACAAGCAAUCCGCGAGAGAAAGGCCCCGAAACGCAGCUUCUCCGAAUUUAGCGUAGUCAACGGCGCGGCGUUGCGCUGGAACAUCCUAGGACCAGUGCAGGGGAAGCCAACACCUUACUCCGCGACAGCCGGCGAAAACUGA
This is a messenger RNA of Akanthomyces muscarius, 378 nucleotides long. RefSeq lists its product as uncharacterized. NCBI's taxonomy places the organism in Eukaryota, Fungi, Ascomycota, Sordariomycetes, Hypocreales, Cordycipitaceae. The transcript is spliced from 7 exons. The record is from RefSeq and is a predicted model, not a curated record. Bases 1 to 378 code for a protein of 125 amino acids.